Molecule: messenger RNA, 1668 nt
Organism: Effrenium voratum
Lineage: Eukaryota; Dinophyceae; Suessiales; Symbiodiniaceae
Source: the annotation of a GenBank genome assembly
AUGUUGGCAGCCAGAAAAUGCUGGAUUGGCUUCCGAGUGGCGUUCUGCGUCGCGUUCAUAGCGGCAGCCUGUGCCUUGCAUUUGCUGCUCUGCGAGCAGCGCGUCGGAGUGGGCACGUUCGGCCUGGUGCUUUCUUUGCUGUUUGCUUUGCCAGCAGAUCUGGAAGCAGCUUGCGACAGCAUCAUGCAGGGCUGCGUCACUUUAGGCGCACUGCGGCGGCUGAAAGGUACUUCGCAUCUGGUGCACGAGCUGGACCGUCCGAAAUUGACAAGGCACGGCCAGGAGCUCCAGGAUGAGCUUGGGCCGGUGCUCCGCUGCGACGGAGACGGCUUGCAGCUGCUGGGAAAGCGCGCAAGGCGUCUUUUUCAACUCGAAGAUAGUGAGGAGGACUAUCACAUUGUCUCCGUGAAUGGCGUUGCUUUUGAUGCCGAGGCCAUGGUGGAUGAGCUUCAGACCGAGGGUGAUCGUAUCUUCCUGGAGUUUCGCUGCACGACGGGCCCCAAGACUUCGCCAGGCAACGGCCGCAGAGAGAUUGCUAUGGAGGGCUUGGACGACCGCCUUGGGAAGCUGAGUGCAACGAGGCGGUUCCUGGCUGUUCAGCCGGCGCAGCUGGAUGUCGCUAGCUCAGGUGAACUGGAGGAGGUGCUGAGCCAAGCCGCCACGAGCCUGGGUGACUACCGCGCUCGAGUGAGAACUCUGGUUGCGGCUCUGCGACGAGGCGAUGAAGUUCGAGCAAGGCUAUUGUCUGGAGAUCUGCAACCGAGCCUUCUUGUAGAAGAAGGCCCCCAAGUCUUAUUGACCGACCAGCAGCGAGCGGCCCGAGCCAAAGUCCAGAAGGAGUCCCUGGAGAGGUGCUUGCGGACAAGCUUUGGCGGACUUGGCUACUUCCUGUUGGGCAUCGACUGCAACGGCCGCGACUGCUCGCUGGACUGCGAGCGCCGGCACUUGGAGCCCCGCGAGCAGCAGAGGGGCGACUGGCCGCGCUUGAAAACGAGCCAUUUGGUGAUUUGCGCUGGCCCGGAGCGUUCGGGAAGCACCUGGCUCUUCAAUGCGAUUCGAUUGCUUCACUUGAAGGCGCAGAUGCCCUGUGACUCCUACUGGCUGCGGCGCCUGAGCCGCGAGAAGCUCGCGGAGCGGCUUCGGGCGCAGCCGCCUGCUGUGGUGCUGGUGAAGACCCAUGAGUGGUUUGCAGACUACGCGGAGUUUAUCGACAUGGCCAAGAACAUUCUGCUUACGCACCGGGAUUUGCGGGGCGUUGUUGCCUCCUACCGUCGCGUGAAGUGGGAGGUUGCUAUUCCGGACGCCUAUGUGUCUGAGCACAUGCAAUGGCGUACAAGGUGCACAUUGGAUUUGGCGUACGAGCAUUUCAUGCGCGACGCCGUGACGAGUUUGCAGAAAGUUGCGGAGCACCUGGCGAUCGAUGUGAGCAAGGAUCAACUCACCGAGGUGGACACAGAGUUGCGCGAGCUGAAAAGGAGCCAUUGCGGCAAUGCAGUAUGCCAGGUCACAAAGCUGUGGCCAGACCACCGGUCCGCUGAAUCGCGGCAGUUGGAAAGCGCGCCCGGUGGGGCGUCCAACCAGCAGCUCAACAAGCUGAAAGAUCCAGAGUACGAACAGGUGCUCAACAGCCGAUUCAAAGAGUAUCAGACGACCUAUGGGUAUAUUUGA